AUGCCAGAGGAUGAUGUUUCUUUCGCCGAGUCGUAUCGUCCCGAGACGUCUCCUCUCUUUAACCCGAUCUAUGUCCCUCGCAACAACGCUGCCGCAACCGCGCCUCCAGUUGGAACGAGUCCCGGACCUGCACCUACUUGGCCCUGGCAGCGCGAUGCAUCAACCCUUGACAACACCUUGAACAGCGACAAUUUCGAUUUGCCUGAUGCUUCCCCUCUACCAACAAAGCCUACGUCGCAUGAAACUGUCUCCACUGAAAGACCUGCCGAAGCGCAGGAAGCCUUUUCUCCCCAGCGCGCCCCGCUGUCACCGCCGGAACAGCCAGCCGGCGAGGAGACUGUCGUUCAGCAGGAUACCACAGAGGAAAUCGUACGGGUUGAAAGUGAUAUCGACACGCCAGCUGCCGAGGGGUCGCGAGUCGAGGCUUACGAGCACAGCGAAACCAUUAUUCAGUCAUCAGAGAAACAACCAGAGGGAACACCCUCACAGAACGAGCGCGACAAUGAAGUCACUACAGGCGCUGAUCGCGUCGAAGAAACACCCACCGAUGCUCACAUGGACCUGCUGAGCGAUGCCGAGAAAUUUGUUGAUGGCCAGAAGACUCCCUUGCAAGAGCAGUCGAACUCACCGGAACCCAGUUCAGCCCCGGCGGCAGCACCUGGCAAACUCAGAUCCGCCCUACUUUCUGUAGGAAGAGGAUUGAUGAAGCGCAUGUCAGCACCGGCAGUCGCGACUUCCGAACAAGAUGACGUCCAGACUGGCCGAGCUGUGUCGUCACAGCCUGAGCAGCAGACUGAGAUAGGAGUGUCAACACCAUCCCUUGUCGUUGAGCUCAAGAAGAUGUCAAAUACAGAGAAAGCAUCAUUCACCGAAGUAUCCGAUAACGAGGAAGAAGAUGUGCCUGCAUCUUCCGCCAAGCGAGGUCGACCUCGCAAACAAAGCCUUGCCGACAAGACUACGACAUCUGUCACCAAGUCUGCUCGUGAGCGUCGCAAUAUCGCGUCUGCGCCGGCAUCUCCUGCAGUUAAACCUACUUCGGUCGCAAAACGCGCCCGCAAGUCUAUGCCAGCUAGCACUACUGUCGAUGAAACUCCCAAGAAGCGAGGACGACCGCGAAAGAGUGACGCUGUAGCUACCCCAGCCCCGCCCCCAAGCACUACUAAGAGAGGCCGACCGAGAAAGUCUGAGGCCACUCCAAUUGCUGUUCCGAGCGCAUCGAAACCUUUGUCUGCUAGAGGCCGCAGAGUAGCUAGUGCUAGCAAGGCUGCCGUCACCCCUCGAAGGCCUGCCACCGCUCGUACUCCCAAGACAGUUAUCGGACUGCAGGCAGCCGCAACACCCGCGUCGACCCCUAAGCCACGUGGUCGACCGCCCAAAAAUCCCAAGCCGACGGAAGAAGCUGAGCCUGAAGUUGAGGUACCCAAGCGCGCUGGUCGUACAAGCCAAGCUUCCAACGCCGCUGAAGAUACUCCUGCUAAGACUACUCGUGCUGUAAAGCCACGCGCUGUUCCCUCCCCCGCCAAGCGUGGCCGACCACCAAAGAAUGCUGCUUCCUCUCCUGCCCCCAAGACUGAAACUCAGACAGCCACAAAAAGGGGACGUCGUGCUGCCGCGGAGCCCAAGGAAGAAGCACCUGUUGAAGCACCUAAACGACGUGGCCAUCCAGCUGCCAAGAUAGAAGCACCAGCAACUGAAGAACCCGCCUCUGAGCCCAAGACUCGAAAGCGUGGCCGUCCAGUCGCCACAGAAGAGACCCUCGCUGAGGAACCAGCACCUAAGAGACGUGGCCGUGCAGCCAAGUCUGCUCUAGAAGAACAGCACGCGACUGCUCCCAAACGACGUGGUCGGGCUGCUGCUUCGGAGGCUACAGGAGAGUUGGUAGCUGAGCCUGCUACAUCUAAGAAGCGUGGAGCAGCCAAGACCGCCUCAAAGACCGAAGACACCAUUUCCGAACCUGUGGCACCAAAGAAGCGAGGACGGGGUGCUGCUGCUGCGAAGGCUGUCGAGAAUGUACCAGCCGAGACCACCACCAAGCGUGGUCGUAGGAAGCGAUCUGCGCCCGAACCAGAACCAGAGGCUGAGUCACCUGAACCUGCGACUAAGAAGCGACGCACAACACGCAAAGCUGAGGAGCCUGCUCCUACAAGUCAGCCAGGGCUACUUCUGCUAAGAAACCCGGACGACCGGCCAAAGCUACCAAAGAAGCUGUCGAGGAAUCAGCACCCAAGCGCGGCAAGUCUGCACGUUCAAAGGCUGCUGAGGCCGCUUCCGUUGAGGAAGUGCCUAAGCCCGCCAAGCGAGGUGGAGGCCCUGCAAAGAAGAAGGCAGAGCCAGCUGCUGAAGCUGAAGCUGAAGCCGAAAAGCCCAAAGCUCGUGGACGACCUACAAAGGGAAAGUCUAGAAAGGGCGAGCUUCCAAGCACCAAGAAUGCGGAAACACCCACAGCCAAGCGUGGACGAGGAGCCGCGGCGAAGACAACAGCUGCUCCUGCUCCUACUAAGGUGA
This is a messenger RNA of Fusarium graminearum PH-1, 2505 nucleotides long. RefSeq lists its product as uncharacterized. Bases 1 to 2505 code for a protein of 834 amino acids. NCBI's taxonomy places the organism in Eukaryota, Fungi, Ascomycota, Sordariomycetes, Hypocreales, Nectriaceae. The transcript has a single exon. Gene Ontology annotation, molecular function: DNA binding. The record is from RefSeq and is a predicted model, not a curated record.